AUGGUGGUCCGAAUCAUGCUCAUGGUUCCAUUAUACGCAAUUUCAUCAUUCAUCUCCUUGUUCUCCCUCCAGGCAGCAUUCUUUAUUGAUGUAGUACGGGACAUCUAUGAGGCAUUUGUAAUUUAUUGCUUUUUCGACCUUCUCAUCGCCUACCUGGGAGGAGAGCGCUCUCUCCUCAUACUUCUCCACGGUCGCUCACCGAAAUAUCCCGCAUUUCCUGCUAGCAUCUUUUGGAGAGAGGUUGAUGUAAGCGACCCGCACACAUUCUUAUUUCUGAAGCGCGGCGUGAUUCAAUAUGUCCAAGUGAAGCCAAUACUUGCGCUUGUGACCAUUGUGCUCAAACUGUUGGGAAAAUUCAACGAAGGCGAUCUCCGCGCAAAUUCCGGGUAUCUCUACGUGAGCGUCGUCUACAACGUGAGCAUUUGCCUCAGCUUGUAUUGCCUGGCCAUCUUCUGGUUGUGUGUGAGUGCGGAUCUCAAACCAUUCAGGCCCAUGCCGAAGUUCCUCUGUGUGAAAGGCAUCCUCUUCUUCUCCUUCUGGCAGUCGAUCGGCAUCUCCAUCCUGGUUGCCGCCGGCGCGAUCACGAAGCUUGGACCAUACACGGACAGCGAACAUAUCGCGCUCGGGCUCACGGACACGCUCAUCUGCCUCGAAAUGCCGCUCUUCGCGGUCGCACACCUGUACGCAUUCUCGACGCGCGAUUUUGUCGACCCACACAUCGCGUUCGUUGCGCGCAUGCCAAUGCUGUAUGCGUUCCGCGACGCAUUUGGGCUCAAGGACGUCGUCGAGGACCUCAAGGCAACGCUGCGCGGUGAGGGUAUGGAUUACCGUGAGUUCGAGCCGAGCGAGGGCUUCAUCCACCAAGGUGCGGGCCGCGACAGGCGCAUACGCGCGGGCCUACGGUACAGCCAAGGCGGCAGGCGCAAAUACUGGUUGCCGCAGCCUGCGAAGCCAUCAGGCAAUAUCGAGGGCCGCCUCAAUAGGGCAGUCGACCGCAUCGCGGGGCAGGACCAGACGGAAGAAGUUUACGCGCCGCUCUUGUCAGGCCAAGCUGAAGGUGUCGUACACACGGCGGCGGACCUACGGACGCCGCAAACAGAAGGUCGCACGAUCUUCGACACCGUCUCUUUGGAGGAAGAGGGCUUCGGUUUGCCGUUCGGCGAUAUCGACGAAAUGGACGAAGAAUUAUUUAAGCACAGUAAGAAGUAUCUCUUCGGCGACUACCAUUAUCCGUCCGUCGAUGUCAGCACCGAAGCGGCGAAGCGGGCGAUGUGGGAUGAAGAAGAGCGGAUUCUGAGCGACGAGCGCGGGGCAUUUUUCUCACCCAUUCCGCACAGCGCGGCGCGGAAGGGCAAAACGCGGGCAAGCAACGAGAUCACAAGACGCGAGGUGGUCAUUGACAAGGAGCAUGACCGACUGCCGGAGGCGAAGGCGGGAGAUGUGAAGCUGCGAUGGACAAGUCGCGAGCACACUCCCGUGCCGUCUCCUCGCACCCGUGCACUGUCUGCGAACAUUCAGCCCGUGUCUAGAAGAACAUCUUCCUCGACGAACAGUCCGAGGAAUCGACACCCGCCGCCAUCCCCGCAGAAAGAGACUGAGCGUCCUGUGCUCCCGCCUGACGCCGUGGAUUUGAUCGUCGAGGACCCACACGCCGCAGAGGAAUCCAUGACCCAUGAGCGGCGGAAAGGCGAGCCGGCAGUACGUGGGGGUAGUGCACUGCACAAGGUGUAUCGACGAGGAUAUGUUAUUGACAACGACAACAAGCGAGAGGAAGGCGAAGUUGAGGUCACUGGAGGCGCAAGUUUGGCUGGACGUCAAGAGGAGUCCGCUAUAUUCGACGUGGGAGACGGAGCAGAUGAAGUUGACGAUGUCCUGGAUGCCGAAACGCAAGCCGUAGAGGAACGGACAAUUGUUCAGGCAGAGACGCCGCCUGUACACGCACGAACUGUACUGUAUAGUCCAGACCUCCUGGACGAUGAGAACCCUUGGGCAUAG
This is a messenger RNA of Postia placenta MAD-698-R-SB12, 1995 nucleotides long. RefSeq lists its product as hypothetical. Gene Ontology annotation, biological process: transport. The transcript is spliced from 5 exons. Gene Ontology annotation, molecular function: transporter activity. Bases 1 to 1995 code for a protein of 664 amino acids. The record is from RefSeq and is a predicted model, not a curated record. Lineage: Eukaryota; Fungi; Basidiomycota; Agaricomycetes; Polyporales; Adustoporiaceae.